Molecule: messenger RNA, 1407 nt
Organism: Impatiens glandulifera
Lineage: Eukaryota; Viridiplantae; Streptophyta; Magnoliopsida; Ericales; Balsaminaceae
Product: F-box protein At3g07870-like
Exons: 1
Coding region: 108-1223 (371 amino acids)
Biological process (GO): SCF-dependent proteasomal ubiquitin-dependent protein catabolic process
Molecular function (GO): protein binding; ubiquitin-protein transferase activity
Source: RefSeq, a predicted model, not a curated record
GAAAUUCAGAGCGACUCAUGAGUCUUCUCUCAUGUUUCUUUCACGGCGGAGCGGUUGCUGAGUUCAACUUUGGCUGAGUUACGCGGCCGUCUGGCGAUCAAAGGAAGAUGAUGAAUCUGCUGAUGGACGACUUACUCCAAGACAUCUUCUCCAGAUUACCAGUUAGAUCUAUUAUGCAAUGUCGAUGUGUUUGCCGAUCAUGGCGAGAUUUAAUUUGCGGCUCCUUCUUCACCCGUAAUCAAAUGACUCGAUCAAUUGCUGCAAAAUCAGGUCUGAUGCUCCAUACUACUAUCUACUAUGAAGGAAUCUGCUUCUUCAGUGAGUUUUUCUUUAUGGAUCGGCACCAUGUCCCUGUACCCACCUGUCUUCCGAUGAAUUUUUCUAUCCUCAAUUUCAGAGAGUUUUAUGUAAGAGGAUCCUGUAACGGUCUUCUCUGUUUGGUCAAUCGAGCCGAUAAGUUCAUCAGGUUUGUCUGUAAUCCAUUUCUUCGUCAUUGUGUUAAGAUUCCUGAUAAUCUUGCAUACCCAUCUGGUCGAGUUAAUUCCUUGGUUUGCGAACUUGGUUUUUGCCCUAAAACCCAAUCAUAUAAAAUUCUCGAGAUCUCCAAAUGGACUGUCGUAGUUGGGCGAAGCCAAACGGAAGAUCGAUUGGAGAUCCACGUUUACAGGUUAGGCGAUGAUUUUUGGAAGCGUAUCGAUUGUAAAGUUCAUCCAUGGCAGCCGCAAAGGACUGCAGAAAAUCCUGGUUCAGCAUCUCUCGUUAAUGGCGUUUUUCACUGGGUUAAUCAAUCCUCCGCUGCUUUCGUAACUGUGUUUGACUUGGCAAACGAUGUGUUCGACAAAAUGCCUGGCCCAAAAGCUGGUACAGGUAGAUUCUCAACUGGAGUGUUAGGAAAUUGUCUUUCGAUAAUGAACAAUCAUAUUAAUGUAGAUGUGUGGGUCAUGAAGCAAUAUGGGGUUAUUGAUUCUUGGGCAAAGCUUUUUGUUAUUAAGAUAACAGAACCUAAAUGGUCUGUGGAGCUUGUUCGAGUUCUUGACUAUCAACAAGAAGAUGGUCAAUUGUUGCUUUUCUAUAAUCAUCAAGUUCUUGGAACAUAUGAUCCCCAGAAGAUGACAUUCAAGAGGAUCGAUAUAGUUGGUAAGAAUGCUUGGUACGAUGUUGUUCUUCAUUCUGAUACCCUUGUUUCACCAUUGGACUUUUCCCCAAAAUACAAAUUAGUAUGAUCGCAAACAUUCUCCUUUUUUUCUUCCUUUUUUGAUGAUUGCAAGUUUGAUGGGUUAGUUUGUUAAUGAUACUGGCUUACAUACUCUCUUCUAAAUAUGAGUUACUUUGGUGAACUUUGCUAGCUGGUUAAAUAACUUUGUUCUUCUCUUUGUUUCUUUUGACAAAGAUUCAGUCUUGGUGCUA